This is a messenger RNA of Guillardia theta CCMP2712, 5244 nucleotides long. RefSeq lists its product as hypothetical. The record is from RefSeq and is a predicted model, not a curated record. Bases 1 to 5244 code for a protein of 1747 amino acids. The transcript has 4 exons. NCBI's taxonomy places the organism in Eukaryota, Cryptophyceae, Pyrenomonadales, Geminigeraceae.
AUGUCUCACGACGAAGGCGGACAGCCAGGUGAGGAGGGUCCUAGGGAGCAGGAGGAGCUCGAUGAUCGCGAAGACUUGCAGGAGCAGAACUCUCUGACACAUCAGGAUGGGGAAUCGGAUGACUCGUUCCAGGAAUACGUAGACGAAUUUGCUGGGAAACUUUCGAAUCUACUGAAUGAUCCGAAUCAUUGUUUGUAUGACGAUUGGACAUCCCCGGCAUGUGUGAGACAUGCGCUGAUCAUGCUUGGGUUCUCCUUGGACGACGAUCAUAUCCGAAAUGUACUGCUGUCUUGUUGCGAGUCAAGCAUGGCCGAUACUAUGAACAUGUUCGAUGAAGUUUUCAGACCCUUCAUGCAGCGAGUGGAGGAUGCAGAGAACUCUUUUGUCUGGAGGGACUUGCGAGUGCAUGCAGUUUACAGCGAUUCUGAGGUUGACUCUGACAGUCAACAGGAGAGCCAGGUGUACCCACUUUCUUUGGUGGAACCCAGCCGGGGUUUGAUUUGGAGCAAGUUUGAGACUUACUUCCGAAGAGAUGUUGUUCUUGAGCACCUGCAAGAUAUUGUCGAGCUGGUGGCGAUUGAGAGCAUGACCGUCUCAAGAAGUUUUGGAGAUGGCGAAGCUUCAAUGGAAGAGGAGAGGUUUGCAAGUGAAAUCGAACUUGAAGAGAAAGUGGAGUCUCUGGCGGAAGUCGAGAGGAAGUGGGAAUUGCUUGCUAAGGGAGGGGAGGACAGUCUCAUGGAGAUCGGGAGGCUUCUGGUUUCCUGCGGGUUUCAUUCAUACAUGCCGAGCUAUCACGAGAUGAGGCGAUCGGGGCUUCGGCUUGCUGCUUCAGCAGUCCGAGACAUUCAUGGCGGACUGUGCCAGACAGCGUCGAAACUUUUCUUCCUGAGGGACAAGCUCCCGUUGUCAAGGAACUUUUCGUUCUACCCUCAGCCCAGGAGCGUUGUAGAUGCGAAGACAAAGGAGUGCUAUUGGAGCGACGGUGAUGAAAUUGAGGGGUUGCACCAGAUUUUCUCGUCCUCCUCCCGGAACAAACUCGGCCGAUGGGUUUUCAAUGGCAACGAAGUCCGAUGCGUCUUUGACCCGGCGCAGUUUAAAGACCUCAAGGACGUUCUAGUCUCGUACGAGAUCAUGGCGGAGGAGCUGCAUGCGGUGAAGGAAGGCUUCCUGCCGAUGUACAGCGAGUGGAGGAGAUACCAGUUUGAGAGCGUGGGAGGAGCCAUCCUGACUUGCCAUGGCGGCAUGCAUGAAGUUUGCAGGAGCCUGCGGCUGAAAGGGCCGUGGGAGAGAACGCAGGAGGUCCGACGAAGAGCAAGGAGACGCGAGAGAGUGUCAACAAGGAACUGGUUUGACAUCCUACAUGCUGUCUAUGAGCUAGUGGACGAGUCGGAAGAUCCGACUUUGAUGCCGUCAUUGAAGACCUUGAAAGAGGAGGGAUACAGGGAAAUCUCCGCAGCUCUUUCCAACCGCAGCAUGCUCGCGGCGUUUCCAGGUCGUCGGCAGCUGCACUCCCAUGCUCCGAGCGGGAGAGAGCUUGCAGCUAAACACCUGCGACUUCGAAUCAAGGAGGAGGAAUCAAGUCGAAUGCAAGACGACUUCUUCUCCGUUGACUUCAACGUCAUUCGGCAGACGGCCUUGUUUGCAGAUACAGACUUUCUAAGGCAUACCAUCGCCAUGAUCGCGCAAGAUUCGAACCAGAGCGCGGUAGAGGACGACUCAGUGAAUACGACGCUGUUCAUUCCCAGUUACCGCGAACUUUACGAGAGGAAUUUCUUCCAUCUUGCCGAGCACAUUCGUCGAAGGAAGGGAGGGAUGUUGAGUCUUAUCGACCUCUGGGAUCGCCGAUCCAACGCAGCACGAGGCUCUGUGACCAGUCGGCAUCGGCAAGAGCGAAACCUUGUACAGCCGUCGGUAACAAAGCAACCUACCAGCCAGGACAACGAACUCGCCUCAGCAGUGCAGGCUGGGCUGCUCUCAUUGGAUGACGUGUCAAGACUAGAGCAAGAGCGGCAGGGAGGCAGAGGAGCGUCAGAGGAGGAGCAGACGCUCAGGUUACCUUAUGUCUUCAAGGUGCUUGACGCAGGGCCGAGGAGGAGAAGGAGAGCAGAUGAGGAGAUGGGUACAUGGCGGCUGUCAUGGUACCUUGAGGAGACCUGGGUGGUGAUAAGAGCGAUAGAGGACCUCUCCUUCGAGCUGCGAACUUUGGAUCGCCUGCCAACUUAUGCAGAGAUGCGGGAUCACGGGUGGGGAGAUCUUGCUGACCACAUUCUCCGCACGCGCCACCGAUCGGACUGUCCGAGGUCAGGGAGUUUUGAUGAUGUUGACUACGCACGAGAGUCUUGCUACUGCGUGCAGCUCAUGUUGACUGACAAGCUGAGGCUUCUGGCUGUGAACGAGCAGAUGUCGCUGGCUAAGGAGGGAGUGGUGACCGAGCAGGAGGUUUUGGAGAGUUCAAACAUGCAGAAGGUCCAACAGAAACUUGAGCAGAUGGCCAAAGUUCAGCUGGAGCUGAAGUCACUCAAUCGCGAUUACAUGCCUGUAGACUACGUCACAGCAAACAGAAGGCAUCACUUCGUGUCUGAGACGCAGGAACAUCUCCAAGAGCUCAUCAAAAAACUAGAAGCGGACAAGAACGGGCUAGUCAAUAUCUGUGACUUCGUCCACAUCACGAAUUGGGACGAGACUUGGAUCAAGACUCUCAGCAAGUACAAGCUGUCGAUGAAGCGAACUCUGAGACUGCUGGGGUAUGAACCUCACGGGGACUACUCCUUCUCCUACGUGAAGCAGCAGGUCAGCAAACUUGACCUAGAGGCUGCCCUGCUGCGAGGUCAGAACCUUGAUCCCUCCUGGUGGGCGACGCAACUCGAGAGCUCGAAGCAGACAGUGCUGAAGGAAGACGCCAAGGCCCUCGCGAUCUCAGCGCUCGCUCCUCGCCUGCGCGGGAUGUCGCACGUGGCCAACCUGGCGACCCCCUUCUCAUGGCGAGAGUUUCUAUUGGAGAUCUUCUUCAAAGUUGACAGCAGGGGGGUGGGGAGGAUCUCGAGCAGGGACGUUCACUACGGCCUGCGGCAAGUCGGGGUUUCAGUCUCGCAGUUCGAGGCGGAGAAGAUGGUCGAGGCUUGUGGACCUGUUCAUGGCCUUGUCGACUCCGCUUCCUUCCUGCGGGUCGUCCUGUCUGACCUCAAGCCUCGCCUCCAGCAGCUGUCCAGCUCUCAACAUCCCCGCGAGAGCAAUAGAGUCCAGCUGGCCUCCGGGCUGGACCUUUGGUCGUUUGCCAUCGAGAAACUUUGGACUCUGGAGCAGAACGGGAGGGGAAUGAACUCAGGUGUCCUCCCAGACAUUAUAAGGAUGCAGAAGCAGGCCAUUCCUCUGGACAUUCCGGUCAAGAUCCCCCUCGUACAUCACCUUGUCACCAGCUCCCAACCCUCUCACUCCGUCACCGACAAGAUUGAAGUCGUCUUCUGUCUCGACGGCACAGAGGUCCUCUCGUCCUCCUCGUGGAACUCAACUCGCAAGCUCAUCUUGGAUUGUCUGCUGCGCAUGGGGAUCCAGAGCACAGGGAACGUUCGAUGCGGAUUUGUCCAGUCGCACGACUUCCUGUCCAUCACGCAUGCCAUCAACAUCGAGCUCGACGAGGUUAGAAACGCAAUGAAAGAAUGCGACGUGAAGGACCUCGUGCGAACCUGCUACACGGGCGACAACUUAGACUUUGAGGUCUUUCAGAACUACCAGCGAUCCUUGCGUUACAGGGGACAGCUCAAGUUCUCCUUCCAGAGACACACAGGAGAGUUUGCCAGCCCCCUCGCGUCUUCCUUCCGAGAGGGCCUUCAGCUGAUGUUCGAGCACGACAGGACUAUGGUCCACUUUGACAACCCCGCGUCAACGCACAAGAUCGUGCUAGUGAGCUGCUGCGAGUCCAUCUUCUCCGGAGGAGUCGGAACUUCGCUGCUGACGGAGAUGACGCGCUGCAAGGGGCUGGGGAUCGAGCUGUACAUAGCAACGUUGCCCUGUGAUGCGCGGAGGGAGGAAGAGAUCAGACAGAUCGUGUCCUCGCCUUCCUCCUCUCACUUCUUCACUCUCUCCCACUCUGACGUGGCGUCUGAUGACGUGGGUCUAAAUGAGUGGGACGCGCUAGUCCGCAAUGUGGAGGAGCUUGUGGAUGGGACUGACAGGAUGAGGCACUGCCCGAGCCUGAUCGGGCUGAAGAGGAUGGGGAUGAGGGAGGUCGCCAACAAGAUUCAGAGGCUUUCGAGCAUGUUGGACGUGCGUUACAGGGAGGACAGAUCUCUCGUGAUCCCUCAGUUCGAGAGCGGGUUGGAGCUGAUCAGCCAAGAGUUGGGGCUACUCGCACCCACCACCAAGUUCGCGUAUGGAGGGGAUGGGAGGGAAGGAGGAGGAGACGCGGGUAGCGACUUUCGACGGGAAGGAGAGGAGAGGUCGCACGUCGCAGGCCAUGGCAAAGGCUACGAGCAGGAGAAGGAGAUGUCAAGUGUGGCAACGAGGAGGAGGAGAGACUUGCAAGAGAUGGAGAUGGCCGUGGAAUGUGGCCUGCUACCGGCGGAGGUUCUGAAGAAGGAGAAGACUCUAGAGUUCACGGCCGAAGAUCUGGAAGUCGACGAAAUCCUGAGGGCCAAGGGCAGCAAGGAGGAGCCAAGGCAAGAGGAGGACUCCAGCAAACCUGCGAGGAGAAAAAAAGACGUCAAGAGGGCAGAGGACGAAGGGAAGGGAGGGGGGGCGGAGGUGGCGAAGACAAGAAUCGCCAUCGCACCCCUUGACAUCAAGUCGACUCCCAUCUUCUCGAAGCCCAAUUCAGCCUUGUCUCGCCAUCGAGCGAUACCCCGGAGCAACACGGGCUGCCUGCCAGCCUCACAGGGCUGUCGAUCAUACAACGGGGCGUUGUUCCUGGCGAGCAACGCUGCUGAGCUAGUGUUCCAACAGGGGCUGCGAUCUGAAUCUUAUGUGGAGCGACAGAGUUUGUCGUUAGAAGCCAUCCAUAAGAUCAUGCGGCUGAUGGCAGGGAGGCCAGACAAGACACACAUGAUGCGAUUGGGAGAGGAUGAGGGCUGGCAGCUUCUGUCAAGACAGAGUGAUCCCUUCGACGUCCGGUCUUGGUCCUGCCAUGAUGUCGCGCGUCUCAUUGACAAGAUGAGGGGACGUUUGAUGGGUCCUGUCGAUGUCUAUAGGAGACUUGCGAUCGUGAACAAAGUGGACGGGAAGAAGAUGCUGCAACUCUCCGAGGUCUGA